Molecule: messenger RNA, 1310 nt
Organism: Salvelinus fontinalis (brook trout)
Lineage: Eukaryota; Metazoa; Chordata; Actinopteri; Salmoniformes; Salmonidae
Exons: 3
Coding region: 558-1310 (250 amino acids)
Source: RefSeq, a predicted model, not a curated record
UUUGGCAAUCCUAAAGGUCACGACGAAACAAUCAAGUGGCUUUUUGAUCGAUAUAAUCCAUUUUUAUAGCCUAAAACGAAACAUUUUGUGAACGGCUUGUGUGGAAAAUUCAGCGUCCAUCAACUUUGGACGUAACAUUCAUUGUAAUUACUCACUCUAAAGGGACGUUUAUCAAGUCAAGUUCGGUUUCAUUAGAAUCCUCUGUUUGUUAGUAAUACAACCAAACUUCCUGGUUCUUUUUCCGGGACAUAUUGACCGAAGAAAUUCGAUCUGAACACACCUACCAGCUACGUCAUUACGCGCCAAUCGAUUGGCCUGUUCUUCUUUGAUUGACUGUAUCUCGGUCCAAUGACCACUGAUCUUUUUGAAAUCUAGCUGGAUAGAUAGCCAAUGAGCAGAGGUAAAUAGGGAUAUCAAAUGGUUCUACCCGGAAAUAAUAGGCAUCUUUGUAAAGCCAUGCGUGUACGCAGCUAUUCCCCAUUGAAAAUCAGAAAGUAAGGAGCUCACCGUUUUACGCGCCGCGAAAGUUUGUUUUGGAGCAUUUUCAAGGAUCAAUUAUGGCAAAUAAAUCAGCCAAAUCAAAGACCAAGACGAAGUACACAGAUGUGCAAGAUAUAAUUAGUGAAAUUGACCGUGAAAGUGAAAAUGAACAUCUAAUUGAUUCCAGCGAGGUUGAAUCCGUUGAUUCUGAAUUCGAAGACAUGUUUCUACACGGUGAAGACCCAGUUUUGGAUCGUCGCAGCGAUUCUGAUUGGGAGCCAAGCUGCAAAUCCCCCACUGAAGCUGGUCCAUCCAGCUGGACCCCUGCUGUAUCCGGCACCACACCUACUCCCGCCCGGCCAUCAAGGGGUGGUAAGCCGGCGGCAAGGAAGCGGAGGAAGGGCAGCGUGGAACCGUCCAGCGUGGAACCUGCCAGAGCGGAGGAGGACCGUUGGCACACUGUUCUUGAGGAGGAUGUGGCCCCACCAACUCCACUUUUCCGCCCAAAACGCCCAGUAUGCCCUCAAUUGGACCUGACUUCCAAAUACACCCCCAUGCAACUUUUCCAGUUGUUCUUCACCUCGGCAGUUCUUGAUACCCUGGUGAUGAACACUAAUAAAUAUGGGGCUAAGAACGGCACGCACAUGCUGAAUUUCAUCAUUGCAGGCAGGGAUGUGCCUCAGGGGAAAAGGGGCACAGUAGGGCAGCUUCGUUGUGCCCUGUGCCACAAGAAGUCCCCUGUCACCUGCAACACCUGUGCUGUGACCCUCUGUUUCACACCAGAGAGAAACUGCUAUGGGAUAUGGCAUCGGGAGCGCAACAUUGUGUAG